Messenger RNA from Fusarium sp. VM40, 744 nucleotides. Lineage: Eukaryota; Fungi; Ascomycota; Sordariomycetes; Hypocreales; Nectriaceae. The record is from the annotation of a GenBank genome assembly.
AUGCAUUUCCUCCUCUCCCUCCUCUCCACCGCUGCCGUGGUAGCUGGCCAUGGCUACGUCGAGAAGGCGACCAUCGGAGGCAACACAUACGAGUUCUACAACCCCAACACCGACCCAUACACGAACCCUAUCCCCAAGCGCAUCUCUCGUGCCAUUCCCGGUAACGGCCCCGUUGAGGACGUUACCUCCAUCGAUCUUCAGUGCAACGGCUACACUGCUGGCGGUGUCAAGGGCAGCAAACCUGCUGCUCUGCACGCCGAGGCCAAGGCUGGAUCGAGUGUCAACUUGAGAUGGACUCUCUGGCCUGACUCCCACGUUGGUCCUUCCGUUACAUACAUGGCGCGUUGCCCCGACUCGGGCUGUGAUGCGUGGGAGCCUGGUACCCAGAAAGUUUGGUUCAAGAUCCAGGAGGCAGGACGAGAUGGAACCAGCAACAACUGGGCUAGCACCCCCUUGAUGAAGGCUGGCAACAGCGGAGUCGACUACACCAUCCCAGCAUGCAUCAAGCCCGGCUACUACCUGGUCCGCCACGAGCUCAUUGCCCUCCACUCGGCGUUUAGCUACCCCGGAGCUCAGUUCUACCCUGGAUGCCAUCAACUCAAGGUUACUGGAAGUGGCAGCACUACUCCUUCCAGCCUGGUUGCUUUCCCCGGCGCCUACGCUGCCAGUGAUCCUGGUGUUACCUACAACUCCUACGAAGCCACUACCUACAAGAUCCCAGGCCCUGCUGUUUUCAAGUGCUAA